Molecule: messenger RNA, 1368 nt
Organism: Solea solea (common sole)
Lineage: Eukaryota; Metazoa; Chordata; Actinopteri; Pleuronectiformes; Soleidae
Gene: sla1a
Product: Src like adaptor 1a
Exons: 8
Coding region: 131-1003 (290 amino acids)
Source: RefSeq, a predicted model, not a curated record
AUGCAGAGCUGCAGCUACCCUCUGUGACGGGUCAUUCCUGUAAACAUUUUGUGAACAUGGUACUUCUCUAGUGCCUGACACACGGCGCGACCAUGUCCUGUCUGGGCCAGCGUCUGUCGUUCCACACCUGAUGCCAACACAGCAGUCAAACUACAACUCCUACAGGCUGGAGUGUAUGUGGAGGAUGGGGAACAUGAUGAGAGGACUCACAGCCACGGACAAGAUCAACACUCAAAACCUCGACGGCUCUCAAAAGAGCUUAGAGGACGACACGGUGGUGGUGGUUCAAGACUACCCGUCUCCUGACAUCAGUGCGCCCAUUUACAGAAUGGGGGAGAAACUCAGAGUCCUCGCACAGGAGGCUUAUUGGUUGAGAGUUUGCUCCGUCCAAACAGGGAAGGAAAACUACAUACCCAAUAGUCAUGUGGCAAAAGUCUACCAUGGUUGGCUGUUUGAAAGGGUGGAGAGGCAAAAAGCCGAGGAGCUGCUGCUUCUCCCCGUGAACAGAGUGGGAUCCUUUCUAGUGCGGGAGAGCACCAGUGAGAGAGGCACGUAUUCACUCUCGGUGAAGCACAGGAGCAUAAAGCACUAUCGUAUCUCCAGACUGGACAACAGCUGGUACUACAUCUCGCCCCGUCUCACUUUCCAGUGCCUUGAGGAUAUGAUCAACCACUACUCUGACACAGCAGACGGCCUGUGUUGUGUCUUAACCACUCCUUGUCUGUCGGGCACAACCCCACAGUCGGACGUAGCUCCGCCUGUCGUCAUGCGCCACAACUUUGACUGGAGGAAAGUCGACAGGCGGCAGCUGGUCAGCACGGACAGCUGCGGUGACAACAUGGUGAGCUACGGAGUCAGAAACAGCAUCGCCGCCUACCUGUCCUUCUCUGAGAGUCAGGACUCCGCACAGAAACGGGCAAAGAGCAGGAAGGCCAAGAGUAAAUCUGUGUACACUGUCCCUGAAAACGGCCUGGGAGUUAUGCACUAUGAAGACGACAUGUAGAGGGACUUCCUUCUUUGAAACCUACACUUCCUUUCCAACAUCAACAGAGGGGCUGUGCUGAUAUCUGAACUGCUACAUAUGCUAAACCAACCCACACACCAAAAUGAAAAUGACAUAAUCAUUUACACUUUGACUCAGGUGACAAUUAAGACUGUGACGUUGAACUGGACAAUGGUGCGUUUGAAAUGUUGCGAGGGUGUUCCAGAUGUGAACUGGAAGUGGAAGAAUGUUGUGAAUGUAAAAAGAGGACUUUAUUAUUUGCUAAUAAUAAUUAUGUGUAUAUAAACUGAUGUGAAUAUUAGUCACUUUCAAACUAUCAACCUUUUUUCAAUCAGUGUUGUUAAUAAACACCAGCGUAAACUUGG